This is a messenger RNA of Penicillium oxalicum, 2397 nucleotides long. RefSeq names its product origin recognition complex subunit 1. Gene Ontology annotation, molecular function: ATP binding; ATP hydrolysis activity; DNA replication origin binding. Gene Ontology annotation, cellular component: nuclear origin of replication recognition complex. The transcript is spliced from 3 exons. Gene Ontology annotation, biological process: DNA replication initiation; mitotic DNA replication checkpoint signaling. NCBI's taxonomy places the organism in Eukaryota, Fungi, Ascomycota, Eurotiomycetes, Eurotiales, Aspergillaceae. The record is from RefSeq and is a predicted model, not a curated record. The coding region runs from base 1 to 2397 and encodes 798 amino acids.
AUGGAAAGCGAAACUGAACAAUUGAGUGACGCGACGGCUGAAAACCGCCGUCAGGUACGAAAGCGCGCCCAGCAAUGGAUGACCAAGGGAGCGUUGCUACACGAAGAUUCGGACGAUGAGCUAGGCGACGAGGACCAUCCAUGGGAAUGGAUCUACGAUGGCGAAGCUGCAGAAGCCAAGGAUGAAACGGAAUCAAGCAAGAAAACGGGCGCUGAUAAAUCGCGCCGACGACGAGCUUCGCAACCAGGCAAGGCAGGGCCAUCAAUUGUCGGCGCACGAAUGGGCUCCUUUGAGUGCAGGCUUGGCGAGGCCGUGCUGCUCAAGUCGCCUGAGCCUGGUAAAGAUUGGGUGGGCAUUAUCACGGAAUUUCUGGAAGUGGAAGAUGAGGAUGCGCCUGGAGAGAUGAUAAAGUCGGUCAACAUCAUGUGGUUCGCGUCACCGGACGAGUUCAUGUCCACCAGGAACAAGCGCAGAACCGAUGCGCUCCCGAAUGAGCAGUAUCUCACAGCCGAUUUCAACGUCAACCCUGUCACCUCAAUUAAUGGUAAAGCAACCGUUAUGUCUAAAGACGCAUUUUACGCCAAAUACCCCGGCGGUGUUCCCCCCAAGAACAAUGCCCAGCGUGCGGAAUACAACAAGUGCAUUGUCUGUCGCCGAGGUGUCAAUCAAGUGCAAGGCCGAUACACCGAAGAAUUUAAUUGGGAGCAAGUUUAUGGGGACCGAAAUAUCUACCAAUUGAUUGGCAUGGUGAAGGAGGGUCUCAAGGCGGCGCGGAAGAGAAAGGCAGCAGAUGACGAGUAUGCCGAGCCAAAGCAAGAGUCGGUCGCUCCAAGUACCCCAAGGAAACGGCAAAGAAUGGCUGCGACAAACACAACUCCAAAAACACAGCGAAAGAAGGCGUUGACAACGCCAUCAAACAAACGUAUAAUUGUAAAGAAGCCUCUCGAGUUCACUCCAUUGGGAACUCGUGUUCUCGAACCGUCUCACUUCGCCUCCCCCUACAAACAAGCACGUACAUUACUACAUGUCUCUGCAGUCCCGGAAUCCCUCCCGUGUCGCAAAACCGAGUUCAACACCGUUUAUAACCAUCUCAGUGCGGCCAUCAUGGAGGGCACAGGGGCGUGUAUCUACAUCUCAGGGACUCCAGGCACAGGCAAAACUGCAACCGUGCGGGAAGUUGUGGCGCAGCUCAAUGCCGCUGUGCUUGCAGAGGAAAUGGAUGAUUUCAUAUUCGUGGAAAUCAACGGUAUGAAAGUCACCGACCCGCAUCAGUCUUACUCCCUGCUCUGGGAAGCCUUGAAAGGUGACAGAGUCUCGCCCUCUCAUGCACUGGACCUUCUUGAGCAAGAAUUCUCCAAUCCAUCGCCUCGCAGAGUCUCCUGCGUAGUCCUAAUGGACGAACUCGAUCAGCUGGUGACCAAGAAUCAAUCCGUCAUGUAUAACUUCUUCAAUUGGCCCGCCUUGCGUCACUCACGGCUCAUUGUUUUGGCUGUUGCAAAUACAAUGGACUUGCCCGAGCGAACUCUCAGCAACAAGAUCUCAAGCCGUCUCGGUCUGACUCGAAUUACCUUCCCCGGAUACCGCCAUAACGAUCUUAUGGAGAUCAUCAGCACGCGAUUGGCCAACGUGCCAGGUAAUAUUGUUGAUCCCGACGCUGUCCAGUUCGCCAGCCGCAAAGUCGCAGCAGUCAGUGGUGACGCGCGUCGCGCCCUCGAUAUAUGCCGUCGUGCGGUUGAGAUCGCUGAGCAAGAAGCGGACGAAGCUGCCAAUGCAGCUGCUACGAAUAAUGAAGGUUUGGACGAGAUGCCCGCAACUCCGAGCAAAACACCCGCGCGGCAAAAGAAGGCCCUUGAAAGCAAGCUUGGAGUUCAUCAAGAUUCUGUCAAACCUAUCUCGGGAAAAAGUCAGCCUGGCCGAGUGACUAUUUCCACCAUCAAGCAAGCGAUCCAGGAAGCCACAUCUACCCCCCUCCAACAGUCCUUGCGCUGUUUGCCUCUUUCUGGCAAGCUCUUCCUGGCGGCUUUGCUGGCACGCGUGCAUCGCACUGGAAUCACCGAGUCUACAUUCGGUGAUGUCCUCGAUGAAGCCCGCCGGAUUGCAGAUGCAGCUGUCGCUGUUGCCGGCGUGGCUGGGUUAGGCGUUAAGGACUAUCUGCUUGGGGGAGGUACAGCGUCCAGAGUGCGUGCCCUAGGCUUCGCGGCCAUGGAGCUCAUGAAUUCCGGUGUACUCGCUUUGGAGCAAGGCUCGAGUACCAAGAAUGUCAUUGGUGGCUCAACAAUCCCAACACGUGGUGACCGAAGCAGCAAGAUCAGGCUACGCGUGGCACCUGAAGACGUGAGAUUAGCUUUCCGUGAGGACGUGGAAGCCAAGAGCUUUGGCGUAGGGGUGGAGCAGUGA